This is a messenger RNA of Paramecium octaurelia, 983 nucleotides long. Lineage: Eukaryota; Ciliophora; Oligohymenophorea; Peniculida; Parameciidae. The record is from the annotation of a GenBank genome assembly.
AUGAAUAAACAUCCGCAACCAAAAAAUCCUAUCAAUUGGUUAGAUGAAAUCAAAUAAGCUUAGGACCCUGUAUCGCUUUCUAAUCUAUACAUUAAAAAUUUAAAAGAAGGUAUUCAUCUACAUUAUUCUUAUUGAACUAAGAAUACUGGAAUCACAAAAUAAAUCAUUAAAAACAACUCUAGGAGUAUACGAUUUCGAAGCAUCAAAAAGACCAUAAUCAGCUAUUGAAAAAAUGGCUAACUCAAAAACCCACUAAAUUGAAUUAGGACAAAAACCAUCAGAUUUUGCAAAAUAUCCGUAAAUACUGUAUUCUCUAACAUUCUUAGUACAAACUAAAAACUAAGCAAUUUAUUUGUUGAUGAGAGUGCCUUUGGUAGUUCGGCUGUUAGAAUUGAAUAUAUCAGAGAAUUAGAAUAAUUAGGGGAUGCAUUAAAAAAAUAGAAUGCUGAGCUCCAAACUCAAGUACAACUCAAAAAGCCUAAUCUAUAACGCAGUUUCAUUGUUAUACCCAAAAAGUAUGAAGGCCAUGAUUGUAUGAAUGAUAAAACUCUUAUAUCAAAAUCAACUCUAGUCAAAGGAAAUAAAUUUACAAAGUCCAAUGAAACGAUCACCAAAAGUAAGCUAAAACCUGAUAACUCUCUUAAAGAUAGGUAAUCAUUGCUUAUUAAUUAAGAUAAAUCCAAAAUUUAAUUGAAGAAAAGAAACUCUUAUAAAAAGAAGUGGCUCUGUACAAAGAAACCUUCAAAACCAGAUAAAAUAAACUAGAGGGAUUCGAUACUGAAAAAAUAAUGAAGAAGUUUAAUAAAAAUGCAGCUCUACAUGGGGAUAAAUAGAAGUAGCUUACAUAGAGCAAGCAUAAUGAAGAAAUAAAGGAAUAAUAUUUAUAGGCUUUAAUGCAAGAGUCAUUUUUACUACAAUAAUAAUUAUAGAGAAUAUAGGAGGAAAGUAAAAACUUCGAUCCCCAUAAAAAAUCUGAAUAUUGA